Rotaria sordida is the source of this 1245-nucleotide messenger RNA. Lineage: Eukaryota; Metazoa; Rotifera; Eurotatoria; Philodinida; Philodinidae. The record is from the annotation of a GenBank genome assembly.
AUGGAUAUUGGUUUGGAAAAUAGAAAUGAAAAUCAGUCUGAUACAACUACAAUUCAACUUCAUAGAGGAGAACCAGAUGAAACUAUGAUACCAUUUGAUCUUAUAUCAAAAGCAUCACAGGAAAUUUUAACUGAUGAAAAAGGUAAACAUGAACGAACAUAUUGGGCUUAUGCACCAGAUGAAGGUAAUAUGGAAUUACGUCAUCAUAUUGUUAAUUUACUUCGUCAAACAUCUGCUAUUUCAACAUUAAGUUAUGAAAACAUAUUUAUAACAAAUGGUAUUUCAGCUAUACUCGAUCAGAUUUGUACAAUGUUUCUUCGUGCAGGUGAUACGAUACUUGUUGAAUGUCCAACAUAUUUAUAUGCUUUACAAAUUUUUCGUGAUCAUCAUUUACAUAUAAUUUCUUAUACAGUCGAUGAUGAUGGUUUGAUAAUUGAUUCCAAAUUUAUAAAUGAAGUACUUGAACGGGCUAAACCAAAAAUGAUUUAUCUUGUACCUACAUUCCAAAAUCCUGCUGGUUUUACAAUGUCACAUCAUCGUCGUGAACAAUUGGUACAAUUAAGUUUAAAAUAUCAUUUUUUAAUUUUAGCUGAUGAAGCUUAUCAUUUUCUUGAUUAUGAAAAAAAAGAUGAAAAUGAUAAUGAACAAAAUGAUGAAAAAUUAAUUGAACAUCCAAAAUCAUUUGCUAGUUAUCAUGCUGCUGGAACAGUUAUAGCACUUCAUUCAUUUUCAAAAAUUCUUACACCUGCUUUACGUUUAGGUUUUGUAUGUGCAAGUCAUGAACAUGUUAUUGCAAUGGGUCAUUAUGGUUUAAUACAUAGUGGUGGAGGUGCAAAUCCUUUUAUAUCAGGUAUUGUUGAUCGUAUAUUAGCUGAAGGUUCAUUAAAACAAUUUAUUGAUGAAAAAUUAUGUAUUGAAUAUGGAAAACGUAUGAGAGUUUUAUAUAAUGAAUUAAUGAGAACAUUCGGAGAGAAAUAUAUAAGUUGUCGACGUCCAUCAGGUGGUUAUUUUCUUUGGGUAAAAUUUAAUGAUACAACUGUUGAUUGUGAUCAAUUAUUAAGUAUUGCUCGUAAAUAUGGUGUUACAUUUAAAUCAGGACGAUUAUUUGCACAUGAUGAAGAAGCUAAAGCACAAUUAGCAAAUUGUCUUCGUCUUUGUUUUGCUAUUGUUGAUUGUGAACAAUUAAGAGAAGGAUGUGCAAGAUUAAAACAAGCUUUUGAAGAAUAUAAGAACAUUACAUUAUAA